GGCCGCCCAUACAAGUUGUAGGCAAAAUGAGAGCGGGUCUGUAGUGGUGGGCGUAUCACCGCACACCUUAACGCGAGUCGGCACUUCAUGGCAACAGAUUGACCAGCCAACAUCGUGCCGCAACUGUCUCUGCCCGCUAAAGUUUUGUUUGAUGCCCCGAAGUAUCCUGACGUGGUUGGUUGUGCAAAUUGUUAAUGGAGAGUCGAGAACAUUUUCAAGCUCCAUCAUGAACGGAUUGAAGUGCGUCUUUCUCUUCUCGCUGGUAGCCAGCGCAUUCGUAUCAUGCAACGCCGAAGUUGACUCCUUAGAUAGCCUACUUCGGCGCGUCAUCGCCGGAAUAAAAGCCGAAAAUGCGCAGACGGCUGGUGGUUACAUUCAGCGCCUGACGUCGGGCGCGACGAAGGCCGAUGGUAAGACGGCUAUCGACCGCAUCUCUGUGCUCGACAAGCAGGACGGUACGUUGCUGGCGUCUGGCGGUCAGGGAGCGGUACCUCUGUCCGCCAUGCAGAGGAACGCCAUUGUUAGCGCGUUCACGAGCGGGCGCUUCGACUCAUUCCAAACCAACGGGUUGACCGUCGGCGAUCGCAUGUACCGCGUCGCGGGCACUCCGUCGGCCGACGGCGUAGUCACGCUUGUCAGCCGGAAUGGCACCAUCAACAUGAAGAAGGCCAACUUCGGAAUUGUCGUCGUUCAGUCUCCGAAGGGUGGAAUGACGGCUGCUGUUGACGCCAUGAAAACUACAACCAAGUAGUUCCAUUUCAGAAACGGACCUGAUGAUUUAUCUCAAACGGUGUAGUAAGAGUUUUGCUAGGCAAAUGCAUGUUUUUGUUUAAUUAAACCGUUCAAACAGCCCAACCUGCAUAACGCAGAGACUUUUGACAAGAAAAUUGUUGACUAAACAAUCAUCAGUAGUUUGAAAGAAUAGAAAUCAAAAUAUUUGCAUAUAGUUAGCCACGAGCAUGUUAAUUUAAGUUUCACUAUUGGUUUAAGGGAACACGAUUUUUGAAACCGAUUUCUAUCGAUAUGUAUACUUAAUGUCGAUGAAACUUUCACCAACUUUCUUAUUCCCAGAUAAAACCAAUUUGCUUAUUCUUGAAAUCUGCUGAAGAUAUAAACGGCCUAUUAAAACAGUAACGAUGGAUGUUGAUACUCAA
Acanthaster planci (crown-of-thorns starfish) is the source of this 1154-nucleotide messenger RNA. RefSeq lists its product as uncharacterized. The record is from RefSeq and is a predicted model, not a curated record. Lineage: Eukaryota; Metazoa; Echinodermata; Asteroidea; Valvatida; Acanthasteridae.